Asterias rubens (European starfish) is the source of this 1164-nucleotide messenger RNA. RefSeq lists its product as uncharacterized. The record is from RefSeq and is a predicted model, not a curated record. The transcript has 4 exons. Bases 537 to 893 code for a protein of 118 amino acids. NCBI's taxonomy places the organism in Eukaryota, Metazoa, Echinodermata, Asteroidea, Forcipulatida, Asteriidae.
UCUCUUCGCCUUUCUACCCCACGAUCCUACUGGAGGUCAUGGAGGUCUACCUCCAUGGUCCAACCACCGUCUCAAGGGAGUUCAGUCAACUCGUCCUUUGAAAACUCGACGGGUCAGAUAACUCGUCCGGUCAGACAACUCAACAGUGUCAACCAUAAAAAUAUCAAAAAGGUUAAUGCUGUCCUGUCACGUGUUAACCACCAUGGUUUAUCCGACACACUUUAGAACCCAGCUGCACCAAUAAUACAAACCAGACGGCAUUGGCUGGUAACCUUUUUCUAGUGAGUGUAGAUUUUCUGUGCUUAGAUAAGAAUGACAUCAAAAGCAAAUUGAUACAAUAGUCGUAUUGAACUGACACUUAUUGAGUCACGUGAUUCACGUUCUAAUAACCAAUUUGCAUAUCGGUUGAUUGUUAGCUAUAAUUAGCACCAUCAGAUCUUUAUUGUUCAUAAAUAGCAUCACUUGACCAUUCACGAACAGAAAUAGUCCGCACCAGUUAUUCAGCAGUCGUCAGCAUUUUUGUAAAAUUGAUCAAAAUGGGAAAACUUUCCCUUCUUAUCAUGUUCUCUCUGCUCGCAGUGUUAGAAGCUAAGAGGCAUUGCUUCAACUCGAUGCAAGUGGACACAGAGUCUGUUCAGCGUGACGAAUCAGGCAAAGUGACUGGGGGCUCCCUCAACGCCCAGCCGAUUACCAAAUGCAACAACUGUACAUGCACUGUUAACGGGCCUACUACCUGUUUAUUGGACUGCUGUACGGAAACUCCAAGAGAUCCCAUUUUUGACGAGAGCAAAUGUGAAAAGGACUACAGCUUCACUGAAGCUUGUGAGUUUAAACUCAAGAAAAAGAACAAAGAUGACCCGGCGCCGUGCGUUAUCACUGGUUAUAAGGAAUAAUCUUAACAUCUCCAUUCCCUGUGAAAGUUCAACAUAGAGUGCACUAUUCAGACAUUUAAAGGCACUGGACACCUUUCGGUAAUCUCUAACGACCAGCAUUCUCAUUUGGUGUAUCCCAAAGUAUAAGAUAAAAGCUGUGAACAUUUGUGACUCAAUUGGACAUCUAAGUUGCAAGAGAAUUAAAAAAACACCUAAGCUGCAUUACUUUGCAUAAUAAAAGAUGCAUAAUAAAAGGCUACAUCAGCUGCAGCUGGAGUCUUUUAAUAUUUGA